Molecule: messenger RNA, 1238 nt
Organism: Rubroshorea leprosula
Lineage: Eukaryota; Viridiplantae; Streptophyta; Magnoliopsida; Malvales; Dipterocarpaceae
Source: the annotation of a GenBank genome assembly
AAUCAAAGUUUUUCUCCAACGUUUUGAGUUUGCAUACCUUCGUCUCCCAUCCCAGUUAGAGUUUCCUCAACGUCAUGGCAUUCAACAGAGCAAAGCGUAUGUUUGAUUCCUUCUGUAGAAAUUCCCGUUCAAGGAUUUCAGGCUUUUCUCUGCGUUCCCCUCAUUCUCCUAAACUUUAUUUCCCUGUUUGCACCAAAGGAAAUCGGCACAAUACAAUUUAUGAGAGAUUUUACCGGUUUCGUGGCCGCGAUGAAGACGAUCAAUUCUAUACGGUACUAGGACCAUGGCGCUUCUUGUUGCCCGUUGGUGUGUUGGUUUUCGGUGUUGCUUUUCACGCUAAUUCAGAGUACGUGCCUUUCUGGGAACGAAUCCAUUUUUUGAAUCUUUCAAGAAAUAUGGAGUUAAAGAUUGGAAAGUCUGCAUUUAUGAUGGUGAAAAGAGAUAGUCAAGCAUUGCCUGCUACGGACCCAUCAAGCCUGAGAGUAAAAUCGAUCUCCCAAGACAUUAUCGAGGCAUUACAGAGAGGAUUUGGGCAUGAUGAGCAGGCCUGGAGUGAUUUUAGACAUGAUGCAUCAACUGAGAAUAAGUUUGGAGAAGAAACAGAGGGGCAAACAUGUGACAGUAAUGAGAUCCUUGAUGACAAGAAGAUUGAGCAGAGUAUAAAGAAUCAACAGAAAAAGUCUGAAUCAAUUCCUAAUUUUGAGGGAAUUCAGUGGGAAGUUUUGGUGGUGGAUGAUCCUUCUGUUAAUGCUGCUUGUUUGCCUGGUGGGAAAAUCAUUUUAUUUUCAGGGGCACUUAAGCAAUAUGCAAGUGAUGCCGAGCUGGCAACCAUAAUUGCUCGUGAGGUGUUAUAACUUUUUAUACCUUUCCUAAUAUUUGAAUCGUUAAGCUCUCUUUUAAAGUUCAACUUUUGUUCAUUUUACCAGAUAUAUUUGAUGAUAAAUUUGCAAUUUUGUUGUCCUGAUACUUAGGUUGGGCAUGUUGUGGGUCGACAUACGAAGGUGCUUUGGGUUGUCACGCUACAACUCGGAGUUUAUGAAGUCAUUAAAAAGUGCAUCGCAGUUGAGUUUGAUAGUGUCAAGAAGACACUUGAUUUUUUUUGGAGGAAUCUUCUCUCUUGGAAGUAUGUUGUGCCUCUUGAAUUCCUCUUUCGGGUUUUUGUAUGAUCAAUUUUCAAUGGUUGCUUGCUGGAUUUGAAUUUUCUGAUAUUUUGUGAGAAAUGAAUGAGGUUUUUAUUU